This is a messenger RNA of Cetraspora pellucida, 309 nucleotides long. The record is from the annotation of a GenBank genome assembly. NCBI's taxonomy places the organism in Eukaryota, Fungi, Glomeromycota, Glomeromycetes, Diversisporales, Gigasporaceae.
AUGCAAAAAAGUAAUCAGACUAAUUUUAAAGCCAAUUUUAGUCAUAUGUUAGUUGAUAUGUUAAGGUUUUUAUAUUAUAAGUUAGGGAUUGCUAAGGCAGAUUUUAAACAGUAUUUGGUUAAUCAGUUGGUUAAUAAGAGUAAGAAAAAAAAGGUUGUUAGCAAGACUAAUAUUGAAAAAAUAAAGAUGCUGUCUAGUAGUAAUAGUAUAAUUAUAUUUAUGUUUGAUAAUGCUAGUUCAUUAUUUUUUGAACUAGUAGUUGGUUCAGCUAGUAGUCCAGUUGAUGUUAGAUCUGAAAAAAGAAAAUAA